AUAAUAACCAACAAGGUCAAGCAGCCAUGGUGAACUAUGCUAUGCCACAUACGUGUGAAGAUAAAAAGGAGUUACAAGGUGGACAAUUCAAACAAACUUAGUAAAUGGAUUGGCUCAAGCAAGACUCACCCAUGUCAAGUGAUAGCUUCAUCUCAACAAAGUGGUUCAGAUAAGGAGGAAGACUUUGAUCAAAUACUAUCUUCGAUUGAGACACGAUCAUCACACUCAAAGCUCUCAAACAAAUCAAGUGAUAAGACUAGCAAUAUCAACAAGUCUUACGACACACAUGGGAUCAUCCAUGGUUACUCAAGAAAACUUAAGGAUGAAGAUUCCCUUAGCCUAUGAAGGAUAAGUCGAAGAUGUCGCUGAACAGCCUGCGACCUGGAUCAGUCACUACUUGGACUGAGGUUCAAAACGAAUUCUUGGUGAACCUUUUCUCAACUCUGAAAACUGACACGCUGAGAGAUAAGAUCAUGCAGUUUGAGCAACAACCUAAUGAGUCUUUUUUUGAUGCGUUGAGGGACAAGAUCAUGUAGCCAACACACUUUUUUCCAUUGUGCAAUUACUUUACCUGGUUUCAACUUUUGCUGUAAAAGGUGCUUUUGGAAUAGAAGUAGAAGC
Molecule: messenger RNA, 621 nt
Organism: Tripterygium wilfordii
Lineage: Eukaryota; Viridiplantae; Streptophyta; Magnoliopsida; Celastrales; Celastraceae
Exons: 2
Coding region: 37-345 (102 amino acids)
Source: RefSeq, a predicted model, not a curated record